AUGUUAAUACGCCGCCUCCGCCGCCCUCACAGCACCGUGAGAGGCUGCCGCAUUAGUUCCGCAAGCAAUAGUGAUAGCGCCGGUGCAUUUAGUGCUAAUGGAACACAGUUACCUGACCCACCAUAUUAUCUCCCACAUUCCCCUCGAUUUGACGCCGAGCGCUGUGGAACUUUCAACAAGAAAUGGCUUCUGAAUCUGCCGGCGCUCAAACCUCUCGUUCGAAACAGUACUUAUUUACCCAAAAAGGAGGAAUUGUGGCGGGCUCCGACCCACGAGGCAUUGGAAACAAUAAUAGGGCACCUUCCUUACCACGAUGCUCUCAGAUACAUCACAGAGCACAGUUUAUUCCUCCUCUUUCCCACCGUACUGAGGGCGCGCGAUGCGCCCCUUCCACAUGUUAUUUAUGAGGAUUUCAUGAAGAGUUGUACGUUUGCUUCGCUGCAGAAUCCACCGGAGGAGCAGUUUGCACUGCCUUCGGUAUUGCUUCGUACGUUGCUCUGCAUGGCCGCCUACCAUUGCACUUUGGAUGCGGACUACUUCACAACAUGUCAAAUGCUUUUCGGCCGCAUGGAGCAACAACAACAAACGACGCCGGAGGUGCUCUCAGCAUGGGUUUACUGCUGUACAGCUAGCGGUAGAGUUGAUGAGGCCCUAACAUACGCCAAAUACAUGGCCGAUUGUAGUGCACCAUUCGAUGUGACGGUGUUCUCCCUGAUGCAACAUCCCUCAUUGAAUCCCAUUGAAGUGGAAGACGGCUCGGUGCCGCACUCAGCGAAGGGUUUGUUGCUUCAGCGGCGCUUAGGUAAUCGGUUGCACACCGCCUACAGGAGUGACGCAGUAGCCGCACAUGGAAUGUUUGUUUACUACGCUUUGACGCUGAGUCACGUGCGGAAGUGGGAGGUGAUCCGCGCAGCUGCCGCGUUGGGCGUAACGUUGGCAGAGCGAACUGUCGUACUUGCGGUUGAGGUGUUUGCAAGGGAAAAGGGAAUGCGGUGUGGACCCAAAACUGUAAAGGCACUGACACACUUCCUGGCACAAGAUGGGACUGUAGGGCAUUUAUUGUAUGUGUUACUUCGCGCAAGGAAAAAUGAGCUGCUUCCUGAGUUUCGUGAUCUGCCACACACGACAUUUAGUGAAGAAGAACAGGAAUUGGUUUUGCAGUGUGUUGCGCAACGGGCAAGGCACGAUGACAGUUUUGCCGUAGCUGCAACACUUGUCUCCUCACUAGUACGGGAGGAUGAUCCAAGUGAGUUGCUCAUGGCGUUUGCUCGCGCCGCACGAAACCAUCACUCCGCUGAUGUUUGUGGUGGUGAUGGUGACGGAAGUGUUUGCGCCGACGUGCCCGCGCCCGUGCCCGAAUCUCCGCCAUCGAAUUCUUCAGAAAUAAUUGAGAAGGACCGGUGGGCCGUUGUGCAGGCGUCUGUCCGCUCACUACUACUUGAUGUGAAUGCAUUGGACCAGGCAAGUCGCAGGGAUGCAUAUCAUAAGCAUUGGAAAAAUGGAAAUAAAGGAGUGAAAAAUAAAGAAAAUGUGUUAGCAAAAACGCUGACGCUCCCGCAUGACUCGAUGCACACGGCGACAAUACAAAGGAAAGAAAAGGAACUGUGGGAAUUAAUGCGAAGUGACACUCCAGUCGGCGUGCGUGAGCUGGCGCAGCUGAAUAUUAUGGAGGAGUUGCAGGAGGCCAAAAGAUUGGAGCGAGCGGAAAUGGCAUGGGUCAAUCCAGAUGGCACAUUCUGA
Trypanosoma brucei brucei TREU927 is the source of this 1740-nucleotide messenger RNA. RefSeq lists its product as hypothetical. NCBI's taxonomy places the organism in Eukaryota, Euglenozoa, Kinetoplastea, Trypanosomatida, Trypanosomatidae. The coding region runs from base 1 to 1740 and encodes 579 amino acids. The transcript has a single exon. The record is from RefSeq and is a predicted model, not a curated record.